Molecule: messenger RNA, 1482 nt
Organism: Arctia plantaginis
Lineage: Eukaryota; Metazoa; Arthropoda; Insecta; Lepidoptera; Erebidae
Source: the annotation of a GenBank genome assembly
AUGUUAAAUAAUUUGGGGUUACAAAACCGCGGAAUACAUGUCAUCAGCCGAAGAACAUUGAGCAGAAGUAUUGAUGCUGAACAUGCGCUGCAAAUGUCCGCGAUCAAAUCGACGUUAGAAGCUGCACAAUAUAUAUGCACUGUUGUUGAUAUAUGGUGGAGUCGUAAACGAAGUUUUCUUGGAGUAACUGCUCAUUGGAUAGAUGCGGAUCUCAGCCGACAAUGCAAAACACUAUCUUGCAGGAGGUUUCCUGGAAUUCAUAAUUAUGAACGAAUUGCCAUGAUACUUGACGAAAUUCACACUGAAUUUAAUCUGAAUUCCACGAAGAUAGUCGAAACAGUUACUGAUAAUGGUUCCGACUUCAUCGAAGCAUUCAAAGAAUUUGGUAUAUCAAUUUUAAACUCAGAUUCGAUUGAUUUAGAAGAAGAUGAUUUGGAUAAUGAAGAAGAUGAUUUACGAGAAAUUAUUGAUCCACUUGAUUUUCAAUUAGCGUGUCAUUUCAGAUGCGCUGCUCAUACUCUGAAUUUGUCUGCUACUAAAGAUGCUAAUCGAAUACUUAAAGUAGAUAAUAAUACAUCAUUAUCUGAAAUGCAUCAUAAUGCUAUUGAAAAAUGUAACAUAUUGUGGAAUGCUGCUGGACGUCCCAAGACAGCAGAAAUCAUUCAAGGUGUUUUAGAACAUACACUUAGCAAACCUGGCGUUAAAAGAUGGAAUAGCUUAUAUGACGCUAUGAAGCAAAUUUACUCCAUCAAAGACAAGAACAUUCAACUGCAUAGAGCUUUGUGCCUCAGAAAUUAUAUCAGUAACCGUGAAUAUGAAUAUAUAAACGAAUACAUCACAUGUUCAUGUCCUAUUGCCGAGGCUUUAGAUAUACUGCAAGGAGAAACAAUAAUGUAUUAUGGACUUCUGAUUCCAUGUUUAAUGGCUUUACGCAAGAAACUGCAAAAAUUAGAGAACAUUCCAUUAACGUACUGCCAUGAUUUAGCAGCAGCAUACAGGCAAAGCGUUGAAAGAAGAUUCGACGAGUUUUUUAAACUGUUUACGUCUAAAGGUCAACAUGCUAUAAUUGCGACGUUGUCCUACCCGAGAUUCAAGAACAAAUGGUUUAGUUGCAUUACACCACAUGAACAAAGAAGAAUCAAAACAUUAUUUAAACAUGAAAUAGCAAAAGAAGUGUCCAAGAAUCUUUCGUAUUCUGAAAAUAGAGUUGCUGCUGAUCCAGAAAACUCAUUUUUUGAUUUCGAAUCAGACUCGGGAAGCGAAGCUGACAUACAAAAGCAAUCACUGAAAACCAGGGCUGAUGUAAUAGUAUCUCAAUAUUUUACUGAAGAAGAUCGUACUUUCAAUGUUUUAGAUCACUAUCCUGAAAUAAAAACUAUAUUUAAAAAAUACAAUACACCAUUGCCUUCAUCUGCAUCAGUAGAACAUCUUUUUUUCUUACGCCACUAUGAUAAACGUGCCAAAGUCAAGCAGAUUGUCUGA